This is a messenger RNA of Lates calcarifer (barramundi perch), 1434 nucleotides long. RefSeq names its product solute carrier family 10 member 1 (gene slc10a1). Lineage: Eukaryota; Metazoa; Chordata; Actinopteri; Centropomidae. Gene Ontology annotation, cellular component: membrane. The transcript has 7 exons. The coding region runs from base 30 to 1109 and encodes 359 amino acids. Gene Ontology annotation, biological process: bile acid and bile salt transport. Gene Ontology annotation, molecular function: bile acid:sodium symporter activity. The record is from RefSeq and is a predicted model, not a curated record.
CAUUCCAGUACCUCGUGUGCGGCUCCAGCAUGGAAAACACCAUGGACUACAUGGACGAUUGGUUUUCUGAUCCAGAUUUGUGGCAACACAACAACAGUUUCUCGUUCAAUAUGACGGCUGCUAACACCAGCUCUGUUCACAUGGGUAUCAUGUCCCCAGUAAUGGACAAAACCAUCAACAUACUUCUGAUAAUUGUCUUAUUCAUCACCAUGGUUUCACUGGGAUGCACCAUGGAGGUGUCCAAGAUCAAGGGUCAUAUAGUGAAGCCUAAAGGGGUGGCGAUAGCAGCGUUGGCCCAGUACGGCGUCAUGCCUCUUACAGCCUUCUGCUUAGCUAAGUUUAGUAUUACUGCGUUCCAGCUGGCUGAAAUGACGGCUGUGGUGGUUUUGAUCUGUGGCUGCUGCCCUGGAGGAAGUGUCUCCAACAUCCUGGCUCUGGCUCUGCAGGGGGACAUGAACCUCAGUAUUGUGAUGACUUCCUGCUCCACUGUGCUGGCUCUGGGCAUGAUGCCCCUGUUGCUCUACCUCUACUGUCAGGGUUUCACUAACCUGCAGAACGCCGUGCCCUACGUCGACAUCAUUAUAUCAUUGUUCAUGAUCCUCAUACCCUGCGGAAUCGGCAUCCUCAUCAACUACUACAGGCCGCAGUACGCCAAGACCAUCACAAAGGUCGGCCUCUUGAUACUGAUGAUUGCCGUCAUAGUGAUCGGCAUCCUCUCGAGCAUUGGGAUCGGAGAUUCCAUCCUGAUGGUGCUGUCUCCUCCUCUGAUGGCCAUCGGGGCGCUCAUGCCUCUCAUUGGCUACUCCUUCGGAUACAUCAUCUCCUCAAUCUUCAGACUCAACCAGUCGGAGAGGAGGACUGUCGCUAUGGAAACAGGCUGUCAGAACAUCCAGCUGUGCUCCACCAUACUGAAGAUAGCCUUUCCCCCUACAGUGGUUGGCUCUCUGUUUCUGUUCCCCUUGGUCUACGCGUCCUUCCAGCUGAUAGAGGCGUCCAUGCUCAUCGUGGUGUUCAGGUGUCACCAGUGGUUCACACGAAAACAGAAAGACACAUACCAGCCAGCAACCACCGAAGACAAGCCCAAAGAGCUGUGUGAGGGGACGGUAUGAUGGACAGGCCUCAAACAUCUCCUGAAUUUCUUCCAGUACUGUGAACUCCUGUUGACGAAAGCCCAGUGGAGGCCAUGAUGGCUCCUGCUCUAAUUGAAAACGCAUGUAUAUCUGCAGGGCCAUUUUGUGCCAAGUAAUUUCUGAGUAUUUAAGUAUAUUCUGAACUGCCAAGUACUGAUGAAGAAAUCACGAUUUAGUUAAAAUGCUUUUAUUGAGUUCAUCGUCUUCCUACAGCAUACAAACGUCCAUCAUAUUUUUCACUGAAAAUAAAAUCCUUAUGUAAAAAAAUGUUGUAUUUUUCAAACUCUUGUCUACAUGUUAAUUU